This is a messenger RNA of Nezara viridula (southern green stink bug), 1245 nucleotides long. NCBI's taxonomy places the organism in Eukaryota, Metazoa, Arthropoda, Insecta, Hemiptera, Pentatomidae. The record is from the annotation of a GenBank genome assembly.
AUGUCCAAAAAUAAGUUAAAUCUUACUUUACCUCCGGGAUCAAUUGAAGCUUCAGUACCAUUGUCUCCUUCUGUCCCUGUUUUAACUCCAAAAUCAGAGGCUUCUGAAAGCACAUUAGUUGGAAAAACAAGCAUUGAAGUUCUUCAAGAAAGAUUAGAGGAAUUAGAUAUGGAUGAUACACAGCGGAAAAGAAUGGAAUUUUUCUUAUGCCAAAAAGAAAAAAUUGGUGAGCUAAGUGAUGAUGAUUUCGAGAAAUUAGGUGAACUGGGUGCUGGCAAUGGUGGUGUGGUAAUGAAAGUGAAACACAAGUCAAGUGGUCUUAUAAUGGCCAGAAAGUUAAUUCAUUUGGAAGUCAAACCAGCAAUCAAGAAACAGAUCAUAAGGGAGCUAAAAGUACUUCAUGAAUGCAACUUUGCUCAUAUAGUUGGUUUUUAUGGAGCAUUUUACAGUGAUGGAGAAAUAAGUAUUUGCAUGGAGUACAUGGAUGGAGGUUCACUAGACCUGAUAUUGAAAAAAGCUGGCCGCAUUCCUGAACCUAUUUUAGGAACAAUUACUGCAGCUGUGCUAAAAGGACUUAGUUAUUUGAGGGAUAAACAUGCAAUAAUGCAUCGUGAUGUCAAGCCAAGCAACAUUCUGGUUAACAGUGGUGGUGAGAUUAAAAUAUGCGAUUUUGGAGUUUCUGGCCAAUUAAUUGAUUCUAUGGCAAACUCGUUUGUUGGUACUAGAUCCUAUAUGUCUCCAGAAAGACUUCAAGGAACUCAUUACUCAGUUCAAAGUGAUAUAUGGUCUCUAGGUUUAUCUCUUGUAGAAAUGGCUAUCGGAAUGUAUCCUAUUCCACCUCCAGAUGCCAAAACACUUGCAGCAAUAUUUGGUCCAUCAAAAGAAGAUGACGAAUCUCUAACACAAGUUUCUCCAGUUCAUGGUAAUGGUAGUGGACCGAGGCCUAUGGCAAUAUUUGAACUUCUUGAUUAUAUUGUCAACGAGCCUCCACCUAAAUUGCCUUCUGGUAUAUUCUCUAAUGAAUUUAAAGAUUUUGUUGAUCGUUGCUUGAAGAAAAAUCCAGCCGAGAGAGCUGAUUUGAAAACGCUUAUGAACCAUGAAUGGAUUAGAAAAUCUGAAAAUGAAAACGUUGAUAUUGCUGGCUGGGUUUGCAAGACGAUGGGCCUUACUCCAACAACACCAACACGGAUAUUGAAGGUGUUGACCAUGGACGUAAAAUUUAUGUUUUAUUUAAUACAAUACUAA